Molecule: messenger RNA, 2467 nt
Organism: Gasterosteus aculeatus aculeatus (three-spined stickleback)
Lineage: Eukaryota; Metazoa; Chordata; Actinopteri; Perciformes; Gasterosteidae
Product: transmembrane protein 233
Cellular component (GO): membrane
Source: RefSeq, a predicted model, not a curated record
AUGACGGACUACCGAAGCGUCACAGGAGGAGGAGUCCGGGGUUCAUGGGGUGGGCCUGUUUGUGACUUUUCACUAUGUCUCUUGGGGGAGCUUCAUUCGCAAGUAAAGAGUCCCCUGGGUGGGAGUGUGUUCUUCGACCCCGGUUCGGAGGAGGAAGCUCCGCCUCCCCUCAGCAGCUACCUUUGUUUGACUAUUUUCACCUGUUUUUGUCCCGCAUACCCCGUCAACAUCGUGGCCCUGAUCUUCUCGAUCAUGUCUAGGAGCAGCUAUUAUCAGGGUGACUACGAUGGGUCGAGGCGGCUGGGCAGGAACGCUCUUUAUGUGGCUGUGGCCUCCAUCAUCAUCGGCCUUCUCAUCAUCGCCAUCUCCUGCAUCGUUCAUUUUACCGCUGUAAGACACGCCCCCAGAGUGGGGAAGAAUGACUCUGCACCUUCCAUUGCCUGGGGGAUUUUUGAUGCUGUGGAGGUGGAGAGUGGGGGAGAACGCUGCAGGAUAAUAUGGGCUCAGCUGGUUCGUUCAUACUGCACCAUCUGCCAGCGAAAGGACUACGACGCCUGACGUUUACUUCCAUCUGUACAUCACUUUGUCUCGGGUUGAACAUUCUGCACGUGGACAAUCACACACUAUACAACAUGGUGAAUGUGAGCGUUUCAGGAAUGAACACCAACAAUGCUUUAAAUAUAAAAAGACAGCUUUCGACAAACGUUUUUGUCAGGCUUUGACUUUUAUUAGAAAGAUGCCUGUUGUAAUUUAUCAAGAAUAGUGACAAUAACUUGUCUAUAACUGAUCAGAAUACCUAUUAUAUAUAUUAAAAAUACUAUUUCUCCUUAAAUUAUGUUUAGUUUUAUUAGAAAAAAUUGAAUUGUUUAAUUCCACAACCUUUUGGUUGAUUGUUAUUAUAAUAUCUCAUUAAUAAAUUGAUUAGCAAAAACUGCUAAAGUUUGAAAGACGUGGAAAUUGAAUUGGCAGUUUCUGAGAGGUCGACACUACUUAGUUAUUUGCACAAUGGGAAACAGGAUGGAGCUGUUUUCUAAUAAUAACCCGUACCUGGGGUUAAAGGUCAGCACCAGCCUUUGUAGCUUCAUUUUAAUUACCGUAUAUUCCGGACUAUAAGCCGCUACUUUUCUCCCACGCUUUGAACCCCGUAAGGGCGGCUGAGUCAGAUUCACAAAUAUAUGAAUUCAACUAAGUAGCAUAAGUUCACCAUUCAACUGGCUGCUUGCACUUCGACUACUGGUUAUGUUUCAUAUCCCGUAUCGUAUAUUCUUUUAUAAUACGGGGCAGAUGAAAUCAAGCGUUCUGAUUGGUUGAUGAUUGGUGCCGCUUAUAUUCAGGUGCGCUCUAUUGUCUGGAAUUUACGGGAGUAAAUUGUUCAACUACUCCUCUAACAUUAUACUAAUAAACAAUUUGACCUUUUCUAUGUCACAUUAGAUGUCUAAUCAGUUGGCUCCAGACUAUUCCACAUUUGGCACAAUAUUCAUGUCAUAUCAUAUAAAACACAAAUCAAAAGAUAACAUUACAUACUAAAUAUUUGAGAUAUGUUGCACCUGUUGCCUCUUACACCCCAAACACCACCCUUCUUUUAACCUUUAAAGGAUGCUUAAAGAAUUAUGUACAGAAACCAAUGUUGGCCCAUUUCUAAUUUAUUUUCACCCACAUUCAUUUCGAAAACUCCCCCGAAGUUCAACCUGCUCGGCUGGGAGGUUUUCUUGUAGUUCGAUAUGUCAUAGUAGAACUCUUCAACUUAUAGACGAUCCCGUCACACGGUCGAGCAGAGUACCUGUAUCGAGGUAACGUGUGAAAAGUGUCACAUAAGGCAGAGGGGAAAUAAAGGGUUCAGAUUGGUUCAAGCAGGAUGUUCCUGAUCCUUUACGUCCAAUUUAAUUUCAUCUCAGUUCUUUCAGUGUUGCUGUUGAGCAUCAAUCCUUUUGGGCUGUUUUCAUGUUUUCAGGGGAAACGAUAACCUAACACCUACAAUCAGUAAAGUUUUCAUUUGUGAUUUGCAGGAUGUACAUUUUCCUUCAGCGCGUAUGGAGGUGGAAUUCAAAGCAGUGCCUGUGAUGAAACAGGCCUGCUGCCAAGUUUCACUCGGAUGAAUUCGUUUUGGCAGCGAUCUUGUACUGUUAUCUCCCAAUACUCCAAAGGGCAAUUUACAGCUUGUUUGUGGUGCCGCCUCUUUGAUGUCACACCAAAGCAAAACUCAAGCCAACGAGGUGAAAAAUGAAAUGAGUGCUGGGAUUAGGCGACUUGAAAGCACUUAGUGAGAACACUUUGUGAUCAAGGUGGACUUUGUGACAGGAAGCGGAUCACCUCGCUACGCAACGAAGCGAGUUGCAUGAAAGAUUCACACAAACAAAAUGAAUUAGGUAGUACAGUAAAGUAAAUGUACUCAUUACACUUUUUCCAGCAUUGUGAGACAACUGCGUUUUUUUCUUCUCUUCUAGAACAAUAAAUGCUAUUAUUUUCU